AUGGCCUCUCCAACACAGCUCCAAACCUUUCAAUCUAAGCCGCGUGUCUUCAUUCUCAGCGACAUAUCCAAUGAGCCUGAUGAUGCCGAGUCUUUGGUGCGCUAUCUUCUCUACUCUAACCAGUUCCGAACGGAGGGGUUGGUUGCGUGCACCUCAACCUGGAUGAAGAACAAGGUCUGCCCACAAGACAUGCACAAGAUUGUCGAUGGCUACGAGAAAGUAGUCGGCAAUCUCAACGCUCACGCACACCCCAAUGACCCAUACCCGACUGCCCAGUAUAUGAGAUCCCUAAUUAAGAGGGGCGCAGAGACAUAUGGUAUGACCGCCGUGGGCGACAACAUCCCCCUCAGCGAAGGCGGCCAGCUACUUCUGGAUCGCAUCGAAGCACCCUCGGAAGAUCCUCUCUGGGUUCUCUGCUGGGGUGGAACCAAUGUACUCGCCUCUGUCCUCCUGAAGAUCCAAAACACUCAUUCCGCCGCCGAUGCCGCCAAAAUGCGCUCGAAACUGCGCAUCUACACCAUCUCAGACCAAGACGACACGGGCACUUGGAUCCGCUACAACUUCCCUGAAAUCUUCUAUAUUUGCUCCGUUCACGGCUGGAACCAGUAUGGUAUGGCCGCUUGGUGCGGCAUCUCCGGCGACGGCUGGUAUGGCUUCGACAAGGGUGGGCCGGACCCGUCCAAGAUCAGCAAGCAGUGGAUCAAGGAGAACAUCCAGAUCGGUCCACUUGGAUCUACGUACCCGGACUACAUGUUCAUUCCCGAGGGCGAUACCCCGACUUUCUUGUAUAUUAUUCAGAAUGGUCUCGGUGUGCCAGAGCGCCCGGAAUAUGGAUCCUGGGGCGGACGAUACAUUCCCACGGAUAUCAGCGGCAAGGGUGUUUCCAAUGGUCAUUUUAGUGACACAGUGGACGAAGUCGUAGGCCUUGAUGGUCGGAAACACAAAUCCAACCAUGCAACGAUUUGGCGCUGGCGCGAUGCCUUCCAGACAGACUUCGCCGCUCGAAUGCAAUGGUCUCUCUCACCAGAUCUGAGCAAAGCAAACCAUCACCCGGUCGUUGAUAUCAACGGUAAUAAGGGUCUGCAGCCGCUUCAUUUCGAGCUGGAGGCCGGUGCCACUUUCCAGCUAGAUGCUUCUGCAUCGUAUGAUCCCGACCCCAACGAUACUCUCACUUUCAAGUGGUACCAGUACCAGGACCCGAGCGCGUCACAAUGGUCUGUUCACCAUGAGGUAGGCUGGCUGGAUAUCAAGCCACUCAAUGAAGCCAGUAGCAAGGUUGAGGUCAAGAUCCCUCCUCCGGAUAAGUGCUGUGUAGAGUUGAUCAGUCGGGCGGCAAUUCCCAAAGGCCAGAUACUACAUCUUAUCCUUGAGGUGAAGGAUAAUGGGUCCCCGGCUCUCAUCAGUUAUCGCCGAGUCAUCAUCCAAACAACGAAUGAAAAGUUGUUGGGUGGUGAUGGUGGUGCUGAGGCUAUCGGUGAUCUAAUGCGGGAUGUUUUGCAACAAACCCAAUUGUGA
This is a messenger RNA of Penicillium waksmanii, 1515 nucleotides long. RefSeq lists its product as uncharacterized. The transcript has 2 exons. Gene Ontology annotation, molecular function: hydrolase activity, hydrolyzing N-glycosyl compounds. NCBI's taxonomy places the organism in Eukaryota, Fungi, Ascomycota, Eurotiomycetes, Eurotiales, Aspergillaceae. The record is from RefSeq and is a predicted model, not a curated record. Bases 1 to 1515 code for a protein of 504 amino acids.